Molecule: messenger RNA, 1592 nt
Organism: Cryptococcus amylolentus CBS 6039
Lineage: Eukaryota; Fungi; Basidiomycota; Tremellomycetes; Tremellales; Cryptococcaceae
Exons: 4
Coding region: 154-978 (274 amino acids)
Source: RefSeq, a predicted model, not a curated record
CCGUGCCUCGAUCCUCUCUCUUUCUAUUGUCUGUUUUGACUUUCCAUAAAGCGGUGUUCCGCCCCGUCUUCGUCCCCCCUCCCCUGCCAAACACGAUAUAGACCCAUUUUCAGCAACAGCAUCAAACCAUACCAUCAAGCAUUUCGUCUCACCAUGAACCUCCCAAGCAGCGGCGAGUCCAGCCGCCCAUACACUUACUACUCGCCCCCACAGCCCCAGGACAAUAAUGCCGUGUUUGAAGCAUUCGAGGCUUACUUGUUCAAUGACGACCCGGAAUUCAGAGCGGGUCUGCCGACAGUCAUCAGCGCUAUAAGAGGGCAAAAGAUGAACCCAGCGAGUAUCGACGAGAUGCUCUCCAGAGCUCAGUGGUUUUACUUUACCCGAAAGCGGAACGUCCAAAUCCCCUGGGAAGCCUAUGCCCACUACUCGCGCCAACCCCACUCGUCUCCUCCUCGCCAAAUUAGCCCCCGAGAAGGGCUCCGCCAGCUCGACUCGCUAGCAGAAGCCAGGCGGAUGAUGUCGGCAACGUGUGAUGUGGGCAAUGAGGGCAUGAGCUUUGAGAUGCUUGUACGGCUUAUACAGGAAGGGAGGGCAGAUGAAGUCCCGAGGGAGGAUGUGCCAGAUGGCAUUCAUGAUGGACCACCAUCACAGGCCACGAUGGCGCACCGACCAAAACCAUGGGAGUCUCAGACCCUCCUACCAGACACUUCCUUGACCCCUUCCUUCUUCCAGCCCACCCCUCCCUCAAACACAAACACCUGCGCCACUCCAGCCGCUUCCGGCACAACCUCGGCAGACCCAAACGCCGGGACAACUGGACUGCCCUAUCACGGCGGCGUCUUUGAUCUCACAGGUAUGCAGGGCUAUGGCGAGAUGAGUGAAGAGGAUCUAGCGAUGAUACUAGGCGGAGAGCACAAGGUCAAUGGGGCUGAGGGGGAGAGCAAGGCGGAUGGAUGGUCGUGGCUGCAGCCUCCAUGAGGCACGCUUUCGCCACUCGAGUUGUGUCGACGUUGAAUAAUCAUAUUGUAGCUAUUUACUCACACUUUUAUAAACCUCUCAUAGUCAUACUGCGCUGAUUGGCGCUCCUAUAUAUGUCUUGCAUCAUUAUCGCAGCACCAUCUUUGACGACCAUCAGCCAUCUGUCGACGUGCGCUGUCUCGUAGACUACCAUCAUGAUGAACCUUGACCACAGUAACCGCAUUACGUGUCCCACGUUUCUUUGUCUCUGUAAACGACACUCCCAUCGCUCUUCCUGCAUCAAUCGUCAGGCCAAGGGCGACAAUGGACAGCAGUGACCUGUAUCACGACGCCCACCAGUCGAAUAUCUUGUCGUCAACGAAAACUAGACCCUACUUGCACGACCAUGAUUUGAUUGUAGUCCGUUGACUCUAGAUCUCCUCUCGAGGUGAGCUCGUCAAGGAUUUCCUACUCUAUUGCGACUUACCGAGUCGCACAGUACAUUGAGCCUUCCUAAAAACACCACGCUGACGCUCAAAUCUUAUCCUCGUCCACCUCACUAACGAAACCGCAUUGAAGCUCUCUAUACAAACCGUAACUGCUAUUGAUCUUUGUCUAUCAACCUUCCACUGAGC